GGUAUAUGAAAAUAAGAAUAUUUAUGUUUAUUUGAUAAUUACGGGUGAGAUGUUACGUUGCGCAUCUCGAGUGUUUUUUGUUUACCCAUGAGCCCACUUAUGACGUUGCUGUGCGGUUGAGGCCUCGUGUGUGAAUCCACUUCGCAGGGAAUAUUUGUGUUGUCGACCUUUCACAGAAGUGGCAGUUAUUGGGCACAAGUCUUUACACUCAUGAAGCCAGUGUUAUGUCCAAUGGGCUGUGGAUUGGAUUUGUGCCGUAACUGAGAUUAUACGUGACGGUAACUACUGGGAAUCAUGGAUUGUGAUAGUGUGGCCAUUGAAGUUGAAACUUUGCUCCAAUAAAAGACUGUUGCAGCUGAUGGCUUUUCCUUGAUCUCCCAGUACAUUUCAACUUCAUCGCCAUGGGUGUGCAAGGGGACCUCAACGCCCUCAAGAAACAGAGGGGAACUGCUAAAGGAAAGUUCACCAGGAAGGUAACUUUAUGUAAAGAAGGAAUAGACAGAGGUGAUGAUGUAUUAGUGUUGAAGACUAAUUAUGAGGAAGUAAUAGAGGCAUUUAAGUGUUUAGAGUGUAAGAAUGAUGAACUGAUACAAUUUAUAUCUGAUAAUGAGGAUAAAUUAGAAGAUAAAAACCUGGGAAAAGAGGCUGAACAAUAUAUUUUAGAUAGUGAAAGAUUAAAGAAUGAAUUGUGUGCUAAGAUAUUCAUGACAAAUAAUGAGAAGAAAGCAACAGACAAACCAAAGGUUAAGGUAAAGAGAUUUGAACCUCCCAAGUUUGAAGGUAAUUUAAGAGAGUAUCCUACAUUUAAAGAGGAUUAUAAGAACUUGGUUCAAAGUGAAUAUGGUGCUGAUCCAUACGCACUCAAAAUGUGUUUAGGUGGGGAGGCACUCCAGACAAUAAAGGGCUCGGAGGGUAAUUAUGAUGAAAUGUUUAAGCGGUUGGAUGACAAAUUUGGUAACCCAAGAAAAAUUGUAGACUGGUGAUAAGUGAUCUCAAAUCUCUGAGGAAGAUAUCAGAUGGUGAUACUAAAGGGUUUGUUAAAAUGGUUGAUCAGGUUGAACAAUGUUGGUUAGAUUUAAAAAGGGUAAAUCUAUCUGAUGAACUAAAUACAGCUAAUGUUGUUAGCCAUAUUGAGAAAAUUCUGCCUUCACUCCAAAAAAGAGAAUGGGUAAUUAAAGCAAGUGAUAUCUCGGUCACUGGGGAAUUGUUUUCUGAGCUAUUAGGUUUCUUGCAGAAAGAAAGGAAGGUUUUGGAAUACAUGAAUUCAAAUGUAAGAACUAGUACUAGUGAUAGUAGAGCAACAGUACAUCAUGUUGAAAAUGUGGUCGAAAACAAUUCGGAGUCAGAGUUGGUUAAGCUGAUAAGAAAAUUGAAUGAAGAACAACAGAGCAAGAAUAGAGAAUUUGAGUCAUGCAUUGUAAAUUUGAAUGAAGUGAUAAAGGGUAUUAAAUGCAAGGAGAACAAUAUAAGUAUACGUUGUUUAUUACACAAUUCAGAGAGUCAUGAGAUAACAAAUUGUUUCAAGUUCAAGGGCUGUAAUAGCAAAGAAAGAUUUGAUAUGAUUAAAAGGAACGGUAUAUGUUUUAGGUGUUUAAAUGGAUAUCAUUCAGCACGUGGGUGUAAAGUAGGCAAAUUGUGUGAUGUAGUCAUUGAAGGCCAAGGACCAUGUAAUCGGAAUCAUCAUCCACUUUUGCAUCAAGACAGAAUAGAAAGCAGUUCUCACAAUGCAGUAAUGGAGAAGAGAGGCAAAGCUUUGUUGAAUAUUAGUACGGUGCAUAGUAAAAAUCUGACCGUCACUGUAUUGUGGGAUCCAGGUUCAGAUACUUCUUUAAUUACUCAUAGGAUGGCCAAGAAGUUAGGUUUGAGUGGGAAGGAUGUUAAUUUAUCUCUGGUCAAGGUAGGUAACACAAUUGAAUAUCAAUCAAGUAAAACAUACUGUGUACCAUUAACUGAUAAGAAUGGUAAAAUUUGGAAUGUGGAUGCUGUUGGGAUGAAUGAAAUAUCUUCCAAAGUUAAAAGGAUUGAUUUGUCCAGAUUACCUGAACUUUUUAUAAGAAUCUCGAACUUAGAAGUGGAUCUCCCAUAUGGGGAAAUUGAUAUGCUCAUCGGCACAGAUUGUUGUGAAAUAUUGCCAAGGGUUGUUGAACACAAUGAGGGUAUUCAGUUACUGGAAAAUCAAUUCGGGUUCAGCAUUCGAGGUAGACAUGACAAGAUUACCAAUGGAUCCAACAGCAGCAAUCACAUACUUGUAAGAACUCAUAAACUGUCUAGACUCGUAGAUUUGAAGCAGAUUAACAUAGAGUCAACAGAUAGCUUAAAGACUAAAUUGGACAAAUUCUUUGCCAUGGAGGAAAUGGGAACAAAAUGUAAGCCACAGUGUAUAAAGUGUAUGUGUCGAGGAUGUCCUGAACCUAAUUGCAUAAGUUUAAAGGAAGAAAGAGAACUAGCAUUGAUUGAGGAAGGAUUGUUAUAUAAUGAGGAACAAAAAUGCUGGCUAGUAAAGUAUCCAUGGCUAAGGGAUCCAAUGCAUUUGAAAGAUAAUAUUAAAGUAGCUAAUGCUAGAUUAAAAACAACAGAGAAUAGAUUGAAGAAACUUGGCAAUGAAUAUGCCAUGAAGUAUCAGAGAGAGAUAGAAGAUAUGAUUGAUAGAGGAGUGGCGAGGAAAUUAAAUAAGGAAGAGAUACAAGAAUACAAGGGUCCAGUUCAUUAUAUUCAUCAUCAUGAAGUAUUGAAACCAGAAUCCAACUCAACUCCAAUACGCAUUGUCUUCAACUCUUCUGCGUCAUACAUGGGGCAGAAGUUAAAUGAUUUCUGGGCAAAGGGGCCAGAUAUCCUGAACAGCUUACUGGGAGUUUUGUUUAGGUUUAGACAGAAUAAUAUAGCUAUAGCAGGCGACAUAGCUAAGAUGUAUCAUACUGUCAAGCUCAGCACAAUGGAUGAACAUACACACAGAUUUUUAUGGAGGGAUUUGGAUGACAAUAGACCACCUGAUCAGUAUGCUCUUACCACAGUAACGUUUGGAGAUAAACCUAGUGGUACCAUAGCUACGCUAGCAUUGAGACGCACUGUAGAGAAAUUUGGCAAAGAAUAUCCGGAUGUGCAAGAUAUGAUUAUUAACAAUACUUAUGUUGAUGACAUACUGUAUUCUACUGAUACUGUUGAGAAUGCAUUCAAGUUAAUACAGGAUGCGGAGAAGAUAUUGUGUCAGGGAAGUUUCAGAGUUAAACAUUGGAUUGUCAGUGGGCAUUAUGAAAGCAGCAAGGUCAAUGUGAUAAAAUCUGACCAUGAGAAGAUUUUAGGAUUGAAAUGGAACCCGUUGGAUGAUCAUUUUUUCUUCACAGUAAAACUUAAUUUUUCUUCAAGAAUAAGAAAGGUCAGAAGUGGUCCGAAUUUAAAUUCAGAUGAAAUUGAUGAUAAAUUUCCAGAACAUUUGACACGCAGAAUGAUAUUGAGUCAAAUUGCUUCCAUAUAUGAUCCAUUAGGGUUUGCUGUACCAGUAUUGCUCAAAGCGAAAAUUUUGAUGAGGCUCAUGAUUUCCAGAAGUGAAUCGAAAGAUGGCGGAAUCAAGUGGGAUGAUCCACUUGAUAUUUCCAUGGUUAAGGAAUGGAAGAUGUUUUUCAAGGAAUUGUAUGAGUUAGAGAGAUUGACUUUUAGAAGAUCCUUGAUACCAUCUAAUGUAGUUGGUAAACCAAGCCUAAUAAUAUUUUCGGAUGGUAGCAUGCAAGCAUACGGAGCUUGUGCAUAUGUGAGGUGGCAAACUGGUGAACAUGAAUUUGAGUCACAUCUGAUAGCAGCUAGAAAUAAGAUUGCACCAAUGAAGCAAAUGUCCAUUCCUAGGUUAGAACUAUGUGCAGCUCUUAUGGCUGCUAGACUAAGAGAAUCUAUAUUAAAGGAGUUUACAUGGAAGUUUGAGGCAAUUUACCACAUAGUUGACUCAUCAAUUGUAAGAUCACAAAUCCAAAAGGAGAGUCACGGAUUCAAUACCUUUGUUGCAGUACGCAUAGCAGAGAUACAAAUCAAGACCGACCCAAAGGAAUGGUGGUGGGUCGAUUCAACACAGAAUAUCGCAGACAUGACCUCUAGACCAUGCAAACCAGAGAAAAUUGGAAGAGAAUCUGACUGGCAAAAUGGACCCAAGUUUUUAACUUUACCAACUAAUAGAUGGCCCAUCAAGCAAACUUGUGAGGAUGAGUUAACUGACAGAAUUGGUAUUACCAUGACGGUUAAUAAUGCAAGUCAUGAGAAUUGUGGUAUACAAUUAAUUGAUGUUAAUAGGUAUAGUGACUACUACAAAUUGCUGAGAGUUACAUGUAGGGUAAUGAAUGUAUUCAAAUACAAGUCUUUCAAAGGUAUUCUAAGAACCCCCACAGUUCAAGGGAUUACAGAUGCAGAAAUAUUAUGGGUCAAGGAAAUGCAAAAGAGCAUGACUGAUUGGGAAACAAGGUUCAAAAGAUUGGGACCAUCAGUUGAAAGGGGAAUUAUAGUAGUAGGACAACGAAUUUCUAAGUGGUUGAAAGACAAUUGGAAUCAAGAAAAUUUCAUGUUAAUACCGAAUAAACAUCCUGUUACUAGAUUGUACAUAUCCUGUCUACAUAAAGUAGAUCAUGCAGGUAUAGAGACUACUUUGUGUAAAAUACAGAGGAAGUUCUGGGUUCCGGGAGCUAGAAAAUUAGUAAGAACCAUUAAAAAUAAAUGUGUAACAUGCAGAAAAUUAAAUAAGAAAGUGGAAGAUCAAUGCAUGGGUCAAGUGAGGGCAGAAAGGAUGAAACCUGCUCCACCAUUCUAUCAUACAGCAGUAGAUUUGUUUGGGCCCUUGACAAUAAGAGAUUCAGUUAAGAAGAGAACUUAUGGAAAAGCAUUUGGAAUUAUUUUUAAUUGCUUAGUGACAAGAGCAGUUUAUUUGGAUUUAGCUAUGGGAUAUAGUACUGAUGAUUUCUUAACCACUUUUCAAAGAUUCAUUGCUAUUAGGGGGGCCCCUAAAUUUAUGUAUUCUGAUAGGGGAACUCAGCUAAUAUCAGCUAGUAAGAAAGUAGAGACCCUUGGGGAGAAAGAGGGUGUGACCUGGAUUUUCAAUAUGCCAAGUGAUGCACCAUGGUACAAUGGCGUAAGUGAAGCACUGAUCAAAUCAGUCAAAAGGGAGCAUUUGUGUUAGUAUUGGAGAUUCUGUACUAAAUUUUGGAGAAUUACAGACUGCUUUAUUUUGUAUUGCCAAUUUAAUGAAUGAAAGACCAAUAGGCUUAAAACCUGGAUUUAGUUUGGAAUUAGGUAGCUAUCUCUGCCCAAAUGAUCUGUUACUUGGUCGAUCUAGCUGUCAUUGUCCAAUUGGCUUGUAUGAAAUUGAUGGAGAUCAUAAAAAGAGAUUGAGGUUUAUCCAAAAUAUUAUAAAUUCUUUUUGGAAGAAGUGGCAAAGGGACUAUUUCCCGUCAAUGUUGAUUAGACAGAAAUGGCAUACAGCCAAAAGGAAUGUGAAAGUAGGAGAUGUUGUUCUAGUGCAAGAUAGCAAUAUUAUAAGGGGAACAUGGAAGCUGGCUCAAGUAAUUAGGGCUGACCCAGGACGAGAUGGAAUAGUUCGUGAAGUUGAUUUAAGAUAUAAAAUAAUAAAGGAUGGCAAAGGGUAUUAUGGUGUGGCGGAUAAGAUCAUGUGUAGAUCAGUACAUAGAUUAGUAAUGCUGUUGCCAAUAGAAGAACAAGUUUAAGCAUAUGUACCUUGUCCAAUAAUCUAGUCCAUGGUAGUCAAUGUGGAGGGGGGAGUGUAUCAUUAGUAUGAUAGGUAUAUGAAAAAUAAGAAUAUUUAUGUUUAUUUGAUAAUUACGGGUGAGAUGUUACGUUGCGCAUCUCGAGUGUUUUUUGUUUACCCAUGAGCCCACUUAUGACGUUGCUGUGCGGUUGAGGCCUCGUGUGUGAAUCCACUUCGCAGGGAAUAUUUGUGUUGUCGACCUUUCACAGAAGUGGCAGUUAUUGGGCACAAGUCUUUACACUCAUGAAGGUAUGUUUAAGGAUAUUGAGUGGUUUCAAAUUAAUAUCAGAAGAGGAUAAUCCUCAUUAAUAUUGAUAAAUACACGGAACAUGAGUUUGUUGUGUUGGCGUCGGCCAUAAUUUGGAGUGUUUACUUUUCAUAUGCGUUUCAGCCAGUGUUAUGUCCAAUGGGCUGUGGAUUGGAUUUGUGCCGUAACUGAGAUUAUACGUGACGGUAACUACUGGGAAUCAUGGAUUGUGAUAGUGUGGCCAUUGAAGUGAGUUCAAUGAAAAUGUACAAUGUAUGAUUUAUUUGUGAUAUUGUUAGGCAGAUUAUUUACUUACGUCGCACGAUAUGUGUAGUGCAUUCUUUACAUUAGUUUAGUAUUGUGAGAUAAUCAGUUCAUUGUAUACUUGGAUUUAUUUGUUGCAUUAAUAUUCAUUAAUGCAUGUAUAUUUCUUUUGACGCAAAAUAGGAGAUUUAUUUAGUUAUUCAGAACAUUUAUGUGUUAUUUUGUAUGAUUUAAAAUGCCAAUUGUAUUACCUGAAUAUCAUAUUUCAGGUUGAAACUUUGCUCCAAUAAAAGACUGUUGCAGCU
Molecule: messenger RNA, 6553 nt
Organism: Penaeus monodon (black tiger shrimp)
Lineage: Eukaryota; Metazoa; Arthropoda; Malacostraca; Decapoda; Penaeidae
Exons: 3
Coding region: 1043-5152 (1369 amino acids)
Biological process (GO): DNA integration
Molecular function (GO): nucleic acid binding
Source: RefSeq, a predicted model, not a curated record